AUGAUGACUGUGUCUCAGCAGCUGCUUGGGGCUCGGGUCUCAUGUCUGGGGGCAGUGCUGGGCUUCCUUUGCUUCUCAACGGUGCUGAAGGCAGCCCCUGAGUUCUCAGGUUACCUUCAAAAGGUGCUGAAGAACCACACAGCCCACGCCUGUGAUGGGGAGCAACUGGGAGUCAUUUGUCCCCACAAGACCUCCAUUAGCAUCCUAUCUGCAUUUUAUGGGCGUCGAGUGCCCAGCCAGAACCUCUGCCCGAGCACUGGCAAUAUCUCUGGUGAGAGCAUCAUGUGUGUAUCUGCCACAGCCCGCCAGAAACUUCUGGAUGAGUGCCAGGACCAGCGCUGGUGCCAGUUCUCUGUGCAUAGCCCAGUGUUUGGGCCCGACCCGUGUCCCGGGACACACAAGUACCUGAUAGUUUCAUACAAGUGCAGACCAGCUAACCACCGCAUUAAGACCGUGUGUGAGAAUGACAAGCUGAGGCUGCAGUGCAGGGCUAAAUCCGUCCUAGCAAUUUACUCCGCAAGCUAUGGCAGAUCCACGCGGGGCAAACCAGAGUGUGACUCUGCGAACAGGACUGGACUCAAUGUAGAGUGCUUAGCUCCUGAUGCCUUGAGGAGAGUCUCUCGGAAGUGUCACAGGAAGGAGAACUGCACCAUCUUGGCUAACAAGGCCACCUUUGGUGACCCCUGCUUCCCUGGUGUGAAGAAACAGCUGAGGGUCUCCUAUACAUGUGUGCCAAGGCAGCUGUUUGAGGAGGUGGGCCAGGAUUCCCCAGACCCCUUCUCGCUCUCCGACUACACACAUGGUGGCUGGUACCAUGGGCCGAUGCUGUCCAGGCUCCGUGAAGAUCUGAUGAUUUUUACUAGCUCUCUGAAAACGUUUGCCCACCUCUGGGGUGUCCCCGAGAAGGUGGGCCUCUAUUUUCUGUGUGGGGUCUCCGGAGGCCUGGUGUUCCUGCUUUGUAUCUUCAGCCCCAAAAUGGCCUUCAUACAGGACAUGAAGGAGGUCUUAAAAGACUCGAAACUGGGGAGCAGCUCAGAGCUAAGCCGGACCAAGUUACGGCAUGACCACGACGAGGACAACCACGACGACAGCGCCUCAGACUCCUCAUUCCGCCGCCUCACCCGCACCUACCGUGCAUCCAACAACAUCUUCAGCCCGGAGCUGACCGCAGCCCUGGAGGGUGCUGCUGAGCACAGGGCCCAAGAGGGAGAGGAGAUCUGGAUGCUCAAAGAUUCCAGCCCCUACGCUAUUCACAAACUCAAAUCUGCUACCAAAUGA
Emys orbicularis (European pond turtle) is the source of this 1278-nucleotide messenger RNA. RefSeq names its product protein eva-1 homolog C-like. Gene Ontology annotation, molecular function: carbohydrate binding. Bases 1 to 1278 code for a protein of 425 amino acids. The record is from RefSeq and is a predicted model, not a curated record. The transcript has 8 exons. Lineage: Eukaryota; Metazoa; Chordata; Testudines; Emydidae.